AUGCAAACGAGGAAGAGAUCCCGUCGCGAUACGCCAAGUGCAGGCACGUGUACGCUCUCGAGCGUGUUGGCCGGGACCUGCGCUGGAUCUGCGAACAACGCCAGCUUAACCAUUGCGUUCGAAGGCGAAACGACUGUCAACGGCUCUGGACAGGCAGCGGCAGCACUGCAGGGCAUUUCGCGCUGGCUGACAAGGGCAAGGUUCACCGGGCACGUUCGGCGGCAGCCACUUGAAUGGGUGGUACAACAUGGGGACUGGGCAACCGUCACCUCGGUCGAUAUCCUUGGUCUGCAGUCACCCGGCUUCGACUUCAGCAUUCUCAACCCUUUGCUGGACAUCAAAGAGGUGCGCAUGCAGGACAGCGACCAACUGCGAGAAAUCACCACGCAAGGGUUUGCCCACGCAUCCCACCUCACCGCCCUGCGCCUGAGAAACAACACGCUCGCUUCCAUACCGUCCAAGGCGUUUUCAGGCAUGACAGCCGUAGUCGUGCUGGACCUGCUGCAUAACCGCUUGAGUGCCAUUGACCCCGCAUGGUUCACGUCGCUGGUCUCCCUUGAGCGGCUGGUGUUCGGGCACAACAUCAUCACAGCGGUCACCUCUGCGCACACGUUUCAACCCCUCAUUGCCCUGGAGCGGCUCGACCUGUCCUACAACGACAUCACCACCGUGUCUCACCACGCCCUAAUGCCACUCUCGAAGCUGCUGGUGUUGGACCUUUCCAAUAACCCGCUGCGCCAGCUGUCGCCAGCCUCGUUCGGCAGCAUGACACUGCUUGAGACGAUGGCCCUUCGCAGUGCACGCUUGCAGGCGCUUCCGCCACGCGUUUUUGCCGCAAACACCCGCCUCCGCGCGCUGGAACUCGAGGACAACCUCCUCAGCGCGCUGGACGAGGAUGUGUUCCGCGGUAUGACCACCCUGCGUCGGCUGCUGCUCGUCAAUAAUUUGCUCUCCUCCCUGCCCGAGCGCAUAUUUCGGGACAUGCACGAGCUGCGUUUCCUGAGCUUGUCCCUGAACAGGCUCACCUCGCUGCCACCAGCCCUGUUCAACGCCUGCACCAACCUGCGACUUCUCACCAUGCACGAGAACGAGCUGACCUCGUUGCCACCCAAUAUUUUCCAAGCUGCAACCAGCAUACAAUUUCUGUAUUUGACGAGCAACCGCUUGCGCAACCUUAGCCCCGUGCACUUUGCUGGCAUGUCCACCCUGCAAGUGCUGGAUCUCGAGAACAACCACUUGCAGUCCUUCCACGCCGAAAUCCCCUCCCUGACGACCCUGACCCUCAACCACAAUCCACUCACGUCAUUGCCGGCAACCCUUGCCGUCAGCAGCAAGCUGCGCGAGCUACGCCUCAGUCGCCACCGAAUCACGGCUUUUGAUCUCACAUUUGCGUUUCGCUCCACGCAGCUGCGCGACUUGCAGUUGGAUGCCGCCCCCGACGUGCAUUCCGUGGGCACCGUUGACGCGGCUCAUCCCCCACCACAGACACAGGCGGCCAAAGAUCUGCGCUCGCUCAGCCUUCUCAAUGUGGACGUGCGCGACGUCCUUCAGUACCUGCAAGAGCUGCCGCCCCUCCACCUCAACACAGUCCGGCUUGGGUGGCCCACUGCCGACGCCGGCUCACUUCCACUACAGCAGAUCUGCCAUCUAUUGGCCGAGGACGUGCAUGAGUUUGCGCUUGUCAACACCAGGCACGCGGAGAUCCACCUGUGCCCUGACAAGAGCUUCAGCACCGUGUUCGUGCAAGACAACGCCUUUCUCAACAAGAUCAGUGUUGCAAACGGCUUGCGCAACCUCAACGCCUCCGGGUGCCGGCAGCUCAGCGCCCUUGAUGUGCCGUUUGUAGACGUGCUUGAUGUGAGCGAGACCAGUGUCCACCCGAGUGCUGGGCUGUGUACGCGGUGGGGUCGCCGUACUCUGUUUGCUCGACAUGCUCGCAGGGACUCGCUCACACUGGAUGAGGUGUUACCGGCCUUGCAACGCUGUGUUCGAACUGUUAACGUGCUCGACUUGGCGCACUCUGCCUGGCUGGACCAUCCUGGCAAGCUGAACAACGCUCUCGGUGAGACGGUCGCGCUCUCAGACAAGCGGCUGGCAACGCUCGGCUUUGAUCCAAUCCAUUCUCGAGCAGCGCCACCUCUACUUCAAGUGCAGGGGACGCCAGUGGAGUGUAGCCUGCAGCUGCGGAGUGACACGUUUCGCUUGCAGGACAACCCCACCGACCUGUUGGCCGAGGUUGUGUACACCUUCCACUGCACGUGCGCACGCGGUUUCAAGCUGACGUCAGGCGGGCGGUGCGUGGUGGACAACCCAGACAUUGCCGGCAUUGCCGUUGGCUCUGUGAUUGGCGGGCUGUUCUUUGGCCUGUUUGUGGCGUGGCUGUCACGCCGCUACCGUGGCCUGACCAAGCGCAUUGACCUGCAGGAGCAGCUGCUGGUGGAGCGAGACGAGGAGGUGAUGGCGCUCAAGAAGGCUUGGGAAAUUGAGUACGAUGAGCUGAGGAUGAUCAAGCGUGUUGCUGCGGGUGCGUUUGGCGUGGUGUUUGAGGCAGAGUGGGACACGGUGAUGGUGGCAGUGAAAGUGCUGCAGCAAGCCGUCAUGGCGUUUGACGAGAGCACGGUGCUUGAGUUUGAGAAGGAGGUGGAGUUCCUGCAGCGGACACGGCACCCGAAUGUGGUGCGAUUCUUUGGCGCGGGCACAGACCCCAACGGCAGCCCGUUCCUGGUGCUGGAGUUUGUGGCAAUGGGAUCACUAAAGGAUCUGCUGGGGAAGGACAUGGACAAAGUGUUGAUGGAAGUGAGGAGCAGGAAGGUUGAGGAGAGCAACAGCAGCAGUGGUGGUGUCAGGGAUGAUGUGAACAGUGUGUGGGAGUUGAAGCUGCGCUUGCUGCGUGACAUUGCGAGUGGCAUGGCUUUUAUCCACAGUCUGGACCAGAUGCAUCGAGACCUGAAGAGCGGCAACGUGCUGGUGUCAUCGUCGCUUCGCGCCAAAAUCACGGAUUUCGGGUCCAUUCGCCAGUGCUUUACACGUGGUGGCGGUGGAGGUAGCGGCAGAGCCCACGGCAGCAGCCACACUCGCCUGUCGUCCAGCCAAGCUGACGAUGACCCGCAAUACAGCCAGCGCACUGGACUGCAGACAAUGACGAGCAUGACGCUGACGGCUGGCGUGGGCACGCCGCUGUACAUGGCGCCAGAGGCAUUGAUGGGUGACAAGUACAGCUUCGGCGCAGACGUGUUCAGCUUUGGCGUGUUGAUGUGGGAGGUGGCGACACAGCGCACCACCGGAUCUGAUUGCGCAGGAGAAGGGGGGCGACUUCAGGGGCCCCCUGCUGGCAGCCAUCGCGACGCUCCUGACUGA
This is a messenger RNA of Salpingoeca rosetta, 3357 nucleotides long. Its product is annotated as TKL protein kinase. The coding region runs from base 1 to 3357 and encodes 1118 amino acids. Gene Ontology annotation, molecular function: ATP binding; protein kinase activity; protein binding. The record is from RefSeq and is a predicted model, not a curated record. Gene Ontology annotation, biological process: protein phosphorylation. Lineage: Eukaryota; Choanoflagellata; Craspedida; Salpingoecidae. The transcript is spliced from 2 exons.